AUGGGCACGAUGAUGGAAACGGAGUCGGUUAAGUCGGAACCGGGCAGCAAAAGCAGACGUUCGCGCACAACCCAAAAUCACCAGCAGCAGCACCAGCAACAGCACAGUACACUCGGUUCCCACCGGACGCGUCAUUCGCAUCGAAACAGCAGCAAUAAUCAUUCCCGCAGCGGUAACAACAAGCGCCCCGAUAUGGCACCGUUUCAAACGAGCGUCAACCUCGGUGACGAUGGCCGUGAUGGGCAGGAGAUCAUCGAGGUGUCGAUCCUGCCACAGGACGAAACGUGGGGUGACAACACAACCGCCAUCACGGGCAACACCUCCGAGCAAAGCAUCUCGAUGGAGGACGUCAGCUACUUCCAGAUGGCGGAUGAUCGUGGCGUUGGGUUCGCUUGUCAGCGGUACCUGGAGCGCGGGUUGGCCGUGUUGCUCUGUGCGGUCGCAUUCGCCGGUCCGCUGGCCAUGGUCGUCCUACCGCGGCUUGGCUUUUUCCCGUCCGCCUUCGAAAGUUUAGACCUCACCCAGAACGAACGUUUGCGCCUGCUGGCCUGCAACGCAGAGUGCAAAGGUAUGCUAGUGUCGCUGGCCGCCCGGUUGUUGCUGCUGGCGAUCGGACUAUGGGCACUGUUUCUUCGCCAGCCGGCCGCCAUCAUGCCGCGCAUCUUUCUGUUUCGUUCGUGCGCGUUACUGCUCGUGUUGAUCUCUUCCUUUGCGUACUGGCUGUUCUACAUCGUGCAGGUGACGGAGGGAGCCCGCGCGAUCGUGUCCGGUUCGUCGGUGGUCGACUACAAAACGUUGGUCGCGUACGCUACCAGUUACUGUGACACGCUACUGUUCGUGCACUAUGUGGCGGUUGUGCUGCUGGAGAUACGACACCUUCAGCCGCUGUACCACGUGAAGGUGAUCCGCAGCCCGGACGGGGAGUCGCACAGUUACAGCAUCGGGCAGCUAAGCAUUCAGCGAGCCGCCGUAUGGGUGCUGCAGCGGUACUACACCGAGUUCAGCAUCUACAACCCGUACCUCGAACGGUUACCGGUGUCGAAGGCCCAGCGAAAGGCGGCCGCCGUAUCGUCGUUCAAGUACUACGACGUGGACGGUGCAACACCGGCCCAACAGCAGAGCCAAUCGCGUGCCGUGCUGGCGGCCCAUGCACGGCGCCGUGAUUCCUCCCACAACGAACGUUUCUACGAGGAGCACGAGUACGAGCGGCGGGUGAAAAAGCGCCGUGCGCGACUUGUAACAGCGGCCGAGGAAGCCUUUACGCACAUCAAACGCAUGCAGCAACCGUCCGGUUCGCAACAGCACGAGCAGCAGGGCGACGGAGGAACCGCACCACCCGCCAUACCGCUCGAUCCGCAGGAAGCGGCCCAAGCAAUCUUUCCUUCGAUGGCGCGGGCACUGCAGAAGUAUCUGCGCGUCACCCGACAACAGCCGCGCCACACGGUCGAAUCGAUCCUGAAGCAUUUGGCGCACUGUCUCAAGCACGAUAUGUCACCGCGUGCCUUCCUGGAGCCGUACCUCGUCGAGGCGCCGGUACUGCAGAACGAUAAGGAGCGCCGUACGAACCACAACUGGUCGCUGAUCUGUGACGAGCUGCUGUCCCGGCCACUCUCCGACGGCUGCACCUUCCAGCUGAUCCAGAACGACGUGUCGCUCACGGUGUCGAUCCACCGGAUACCGCACUUUACCGUCAGCGAGGAGGUGGUCGACCCGAAGUCGAACAAGUUCGUGCUGAAGCUAAACUCGGAGACGAGUGUGUGA
This is a messenger RNA of Anopheles marshallii, 1761 nucleotides long. RefSeq names its product vang-like protein 1 (gene Vang). Bases 1 to 1761 code for a protein of 586 amino acids. NCBI's taxonomy places the organism in Eukaryota, Metazoa, Arthropoda, Insecta, Diptera, Culicidae. Gene Ontology annotation, biological process: multicellular organism development; establishment of planar polarity; Wnt signaling pathway, planar cell polarity pathway. The transcript has a single exon. Gene Ontology annotation, cellular component: plasma membrane. The record is from RefSeq and is a predicted model, not a curated record.